GCUGCCGCCUCCCGCCGGCCGGUUCUCCGGCUGCGCCGCGCCGCAGACUCAAGUUGGGGAUCCUCGGCCGCCCGCCGCCGCCGCUGCCGCCCGCGCUCCCUGCCCGCCCCGAGCCCGGGCGCCGCCGCCAGCCGCCGACUUCUCACCCAGCCCGCUCGACUUGCUCCGGCGCGAGUGGAAAGCAGCGCCUCGCCGCCCAGAGGAUCGUCCCUAGCGUGGCUUUGCAUCCUUGGUCACUUUUUGAGGUUUUCCGGGGGGGCGCUCGGCUGCUUCCCGGCUUCCUGGGGGACUCGCCGCCGAGCGUGGGGGGCCUUGGAACGGGCGAGCCGGGAAAGCGCCCAGGCUCAGCGGAGGCUCGCACGGAAGCAAGAACUUAUUCAACAAGUUUACCCUUUGCUUUUCUCUUUUCGAUGUGCGUUUUCGGACAUGCGGAGGUUACUGGAACCGUGUUGGUGGAUUUUGUUCCUGAAAAUCACCAGUUCCGUGCUCCAUUAUGUCGUGUGCUUCCCGGCAUUGACUGAAGGCUAUGUUGGGGCCCUGCAGGACAGCAGACAUGGCAGCUCUGUGCAGAUCCGCAGGCGCAAAGCUUCUGGUGAUCCGUACUGGGCCUACUCAGGUACCUAUGGUCCUGAGCACUGGGUCACAUCUAGCGUCAGCUGCGGAGGCCGUCACCAGUCACCCAUAGACAUCGUAGACCAUCGUGCACGCGUUGGAGAAGAAUACCAAGAUCUGCAGCUGGAUGGCUUUGACAAUGAGUCUUCUAACAAAACCUGGAUGAAAAACACGGGGAAAACAGUUGCCAUCCUUCUGAAAGAUGACUAUUUCAUCAGUGGUGCUGGCCUGCCUGGCAGAUUCAAAGCAGAGAAGGUGGAAUUUCACUGGGGCCACAGCAAUGGCUCUGCGGGAUCGGAACAUAGCGUCAACGGCAGAAGGUUUCCUGUGGAGAUGCAGAUUUUCUUCUACAAUCCAGAUGACUUUGACAGCUUUCAAACUGCAAUUUCUGAGAACAGAAUAAUUGGAGCCAUGGCCAUAUUUUUUCAAGUCAGUCCAAGGGACAAUUCUGCACUGGAUCCUAUUAUCCACGGGUUGAAGGGCGUCGUCCAUCAUGAGAAGGAGACCUUCUUGGACCCUUUCGUCCUCCGGGACCUCCUGCCUGCAUCCCUGGGCAGCUACUACCGGUACACAGGUUCCCUGACCACCCCACCGUGUAGUGAAAUUGUGGAGUGGAUCGUCUUCCGGAAGCCCGUGCCCAUCUCUUAUCACCAGCUCGAGGCUUUUUAUUCCAUCUUCACCACGGAGCAGCAAGACCAUGUCAAGUCAGUGGAGUAUCUGAGAAAUAACUUUCGGCCACAGCAAGCUCUGAACGACAGGGUGGUGUCCAAGUCCGCUGUCCAUGAUGCCUGGAACCACGACAUGGCAGACUUCUUAGAAAACCCACUGGGGACAGAAGCCUCGAAAGUUUGCAGCUCUCCUCCCAUCCACAUGAAGGUGCAGCCCCUGAACCAGACUGCACUGCAGGUGUCCUGGAGCCAGCCAGAGACCAUCUACCACCCCCCUAUCAUGAACUACAUGAUCUCCUACAGCUGGACCAAGAACGAAGAUGAGAAGGAGAAGACAUUCACCAAGGACAGCGACAAAGAUUUGAAAGCCACCAUCAGCCAUGUCUCACCCGACAGCCUUUACCUGUUCCGAGUUCAGGCCGUGUGUCGCAAUGACAUGCGCAGUGACUUCAGCCAGACAAUGCUCUUCCAGGCUAACACCACCCGCAUAUUCCAAGGGACCAGAAUUGUGAAAACAGGAGUGCCCACAGCGUCUCCGGCCUCUUCAGCAGACAUGGCACCCAUCAGCUCAGGGUCAUCCACCUGGACAUCCUCUGGCAUCCCUUUCUCCUUUGUUUCCAUGGCAACAGGGAUGGGACCUUCCUCCAGUGGCAGCCAGGCCACGGUAGCCUCCGUGGUAACCAGCACGCUCCUGGCGGGCCUGGGGUUUGGGGGAGGUGGCAUCUCCUCCUUCCCCAGCACCGUGUGGCCCACACGCCUCCCCAUGGCCGCCUCAGCCACCAAACAGGCAGGGAGGCCCAUCCUGGCAACCACAGAGGCCUUGGUGUCCCCAGGGCCAGAUGGUGACACGGCUCCAACCAAGGACAGCGAGGGUGCCGAGGAAGGGGAUAAGGAUGAGAAGAGCGAGAGCGAGGAUGGCGAGCGAGAGCAUGAGGAGGAUGGGGAGAAGGACUCUGAGAAGAAGGAGAAGAGUGGGCUGAACCGUGCCACCACUGAGGAGGGUGACCACACCGCGCCCACCCCAGCCUCUGCAUCCCCCAAUAGGACUGCAGAGGAGGGCGGCAAUCAGACUACAUCUGGGGACAGGCAGGAGCUCACUGCCUCCCCCACAGACCAGGCAGACCCAGACUCGGACGUGGUCGCCUCCACUCAAGUGCCCCCCACUGCCACAGAAGAGCAGUAUGCAGGGAAUGAUGCCCGGAGGCCAGGUAUGCCCUCGAAGAAGCCUGUGUCCCGGGACCGAUUUUCCGAGGACAGCAGAUUCAUCACUGUUAACCCAGUAGAAAAGAACACUUCCGGAAUGAUAAGCCGUGUUUCUCCGGGGAGGAUGGACUGGAUCAUCCCUCUGAUUGUAGUCUCAGCCUUGACCUUCGUGUGCCUCAUCCUUCUUAUUGCCGUGCUAGUGUACUGGAGAGGGUGUAACAAAAUAAAGUCCAAGGGCUUUCCCAGACGUUUCCGUGAAGUGCCUUCUUCUGGGGUGAGAGGAGAGAAGGGGAGCAGAAAAUGUUUUCAGACAGCUCAUUUCUAUGUGGAAGAUAGCAAUUCACCUCGGGUGGUCCCCAAUGAAAGUAUUCCUAUCAUUCCUAUUCCGGAUGACAUGGAAGCCAUUCCUGUCAAACAGUUUGUUAAACACAUCGGUGAACUAUAUUCUAAUAACCAGCAUGGGUUCUCCGAGGACUUUGAGGAAGUCCAGCGCUGUACAGCUGAUAUGAACAUCACUGCAGAACAUUCCAAUCAUCCAGAUAACAAGCACAAAAACAGAUACAUCAACAUUUUAGCAUAUGAUCACAGUAGGGUGAAAUUAAGACCUUUACCAGGAAAAGACUCUAAGCACAGCGACUACAUUAAUGCAAACUAUGUUGAUGGUUACAACAGAGCAAAAGCCUACAUUGCCACCCAAGGACCUUUAAAGUCUACAUUUGAAGAUUUCUGGAGAAUGAUUUGGGAACAAAAUACUGGAAUCAUUAUCAUGAUUACAAACCUUGUGGAGAAAGGAAGACGAAAAUGUGAUCAAUAUUGGCCAACAGAAAAUAGUGAGGAAUAUGGAAAUAUUAUUGUCACACUGAAGAGCACAAAAGUACAUGCCUGCUAUACUGUUCGUCGUUUUUCAAUCAGGAAUACAAAAGUGAAGAAGGGCCAAAAGGGAAAUCCCAAGGGCCGUCAGAAUGAAAGAAUAGUGAUCCAGUACCACUACACACAGUGGCCUGACAUGGGAGUUCCUGAGUACGCCCUGCCGGUCCUGACCUUUGUAAGGAGAUCCUCAGCUGCCAGGACACCAGACAUGGGUCCUGUGUUAGUACACUGCAGUGCUGGUGUGGGCAGGACAGGCACUUACAUUGUAAUAGACAGCAUGCUACAACAGAUAAAAGAUAAAAGCACAGUUAAUGUCCUGGGAUUCCUGAAGCAUAUCAGGACACAGCGCAACUACCUCGUCCAGACAGAGGAGCAGUAUAUUUUCAUCCAUGAUGCCUUGUUGGAGGCCAUUCUUGGAAAUGAAACUGAAGUAUCUUCAAAUCAGCUGCAUAGCUAUGUUAACAGCAUCCUUAUACCUGGAGUAGGAGGAAAGACACGACUGGAAAAACAAUUCAAGCUCAUUACACAGUGUAAUGCAAAAUACGUGGAAUGCUUCAGUGCUCAGAAAGAAUGUAACAAAGAAAAGAACAGAAACUCUUCAGUUGUGCCAUCUGAGCGAGCUCGAGUGGGUCUUGCACCUUUGCCUGGAAUGAAAGGAACAGAUUACAUUAAUGCUUCUUAUAUCAUGGGAUAUUAUAGGAGCAAUGAAUUUAUUAUAACCCAGCAUCCUCUGCCACAUACUACGAAAGAUUUCUGGCGAAUGAUUUGGGAUCACAAUGCACAGAUCAUUGUCAUGCUGCCUGACAACCAGAGCUUGGCAGAAGAUGAGUUUGUCUACUGGCCAAGUCGAGAAGAACCCAUGAACUGUGAGGCUUUCACUGUCACCCUCAUCAGCAAAGACAGACUGUGCCUCUCUAAUGAAGAACAAAUCAUCAUCCAUGACUUUAUCCUUGAGGCAACACAGGAUGACUACGUCCUAGAAGUCCGGCACUUUCAGUGUCCCAAAUGGCCUAACCCAGAUGCUCCCAUAAGCAGUACCUUUGAACUGAUCAAUGUCAUCAAGGAAGAGGCCUUAACACGGGAUGGCCCCACCAUUGUUCAUGAUGAGUAUGGAGCAGUCUCAGCAGGAAUGUUAUGUGCCCUUACCACCCUGUCCCAGCAACUAGAGAAUGAAAAUGCGGUGGAUGUUUUCCAGGUUGCAAAGAUGAUCAAUCUUAUGAGACCGGGAGUAUUCACAGACAUUGAACAAUACCAGUUUGUCUAUAAAGCAAUGCUCAGCUUGGUCAGCACUAAAGAAAAUGGAAAUGGCCCCAUGGCAGUGGACAAAAAUGGUGCUGUUCUAAUUGCAGAUGAAUCAGAUCCUGCGGAGAGUAUGGAGUCUCUAGUGUGACUGGAUUUCUGAAAGCGCACUUCUUUGUAGACUUCUGAAGACUGAGAACUUUUUGAGGCCUUUUUUGCCAGACUCUAGGUUAUACGAUAACCCAGUUACUUUUUUACACUGAUAAAAGUUUUGAUAUUUAUUUUUUGCCAUUUUAUGUCUUAAUGGUAUCCUACCGAGCAUUUGCACCUCUGUUCAUUUCACAUGGUGAAAUACAAUUUUAUCUAGUUUGCACUAUAUGAUCAGUGUUACUGCCUAUAAUCUAAUUACUAAAGCAAAUCCCAAUGUGACAUUCCAUGACAACAUUCAUGCUACCUUUCAGUUCAGUACAGUAAAGGUCUUUGUUAUGAUAAUAAAAUCUUGAUUUUAUUACUAUUGCUAAAGCAGUUACAUUCUACUAGCAGGCAAUGUACUUUUCCUUAGUCCUCCCCUCCCAUUUUUAGGCACUGUUCAAUGCUGUAUGACUUCUGUACUUCUAAAGUGGAUGAGCAUUGUCUUCUUUUAUAGAAUAGCAGGCUAUUGGGAACUACUAAGAAGGUCUUUUACCAUCAUGGCCUUGAUACACUUCCAUUUAUAAUGGUUAAGAGAUCCAUUAGGAACUUAAGGCUUGAGUUGCUUCAUGUAAACAUCUCUUAUAGUUACAAAGUUAUAUUCACAGCUUUUAAAAUUGCAUCAAAAUAAAGGAUAACUCUGUAUUACAGCUUUCACAGUAGCUAUGUGGACAGUGUGUGUUAUUUACAUUUUAUUCUCUGAAAUAGCUAUCCCCUAAAACCAGGGCUAUCUUUUAUAAUAGAAAGAUGUGAAUAUUUUACAUAACUCAGUUAUAAAUCCAUUAGUUAAUCCCUGCUAGUACUUAAUCCUUGGUAGUACUUCUUGGUUUGUAACAUUAUGCCUCACAGAGAAUGAAGGAAGGAGAAUGAAGAUUUUUCUAGGUUUAUAUUCUUGAAACUAGUUCUCUAAAAGUUCCCCACUACUUAUAUAGCAACCUAAUAAAGUCUACCUAUAUAGUUUAUAUUCUUUUCUCUCCCUUUCGGCCAAAUAUUUCCUAAUGAAUCUCUUAAUUUCAUUCAUUGAUUCUUCUUAAAUUUAAACUCAAAAUACUGCAUUAGUGAAAGUCUUGGGACCAUUGAAACUCCAACGUGAACAAAUCUUGAUAAUGAGAGAAUUAAGAAAUUUAAAAAUUAAGUAAAAGGUGGUAUCUACAUUUUCAAGUAGUUUUUAAAAGGAGAUAGUUCUCAACACUUUUGUGUAGUUAAGCAUAAAGAACAGAUAAACCUUGGUGAAAGAGGCUCGUAAAUCAUCAGAGAGAGGCUCAGGCAGUUACUUGUAGAGGCAUUUGCUCUACAGUACAGAAUGGGACAAUUAGGAAAUAGGACUCAGAGUUUAUUAGCAAUACAACCUACUUGCCAAGAUAUUUUACUGCAAUUGCAUGUUUUCUUUUAUUGGGUAACCUCUGUUAUCACUGGAACAACCCCUAUAAAAAAAACAGGGUUUAGCCUGUGUUUAUGCCAAAAACACUUCAACAAAAAGGCUACAGUGGCUGCUGUCAUACUUUCUGUGUAGACAUGAAACCAGGAGUGACAGUAAGCACGGAGGGUUGGGUGGCUGCCAUGACAUUUGUCUGUGUGAUUCUGGAGGUCCAGAGUUACUAAGGAGAAAGGGACCCCAGGCGAAUGCACUAACAAGGUCUGCUGAGUUUCCAUGAACUAUGAAGGUUAUCCUCAUCUUUUCAUCACACAGAUUCAACUAUAUGAAACAGUCUGCUUUUCAUGAACUGUGUAGGCUAGGCUUAAGAAAAGCCAUUCAAGCAAGCAGGUUUGUCAAGCUACACAUGCCAGAUGACACAGACACCAUUUCAACCCAACAGCUCCUACCAGAAGUAAUGCUCUAUCUUGCACAAGAAAAGCUUGGUCAUAGGAGACCUGUAGCUGCUCAAGCUAAUAGGUAUCAGGAAAGGAAAGGCAAGAGCUAGGUUUUUUGUCAGUUAAGUAGACAUGUAGAUGCUGUGCACCUGAGAGAAAUCAACUAAUGCUUUUCCAUAGAUAGCACAGUGUCUUUGAGAUUCAGAAGUAAAAUUUUGAGUUGCAGCUCGUGUUUCAAGUGUUCCCUCGUGUGCUAUCUAUAGAGGGUUCAAUUCAUGGAAAUGCUUAUCCUCUGAAUCCUGUGACUGUCUCUUACACAAAUGUGUGAGUGAUGAGGAAGAAAGAAUGCUAGUAAAUAGGAUAAAACAUAAUAAAGGUCACUUAGAAGUUCUCUUUAAGAUUUUGGGUUUGAUCCAAAAUCUACAGAUCCUAAUCCACUGAGCAAUGAGCAGCUGCUAUUGGCCCAUCUUGCCAAAAUGAUCCAGACACCCUUCACAAAGGAGUGAUGUUGAGCAAUUGCUUGCUUUCACCACAGAGCAUAACCUUCUAUUAUUAUGCAUUGCCAGCAAAACAUAUGCUUGCAUCUUCCCAGAGGCAGAAUUCCAAAAAUGGUAUUUUCUUUGAGACAUAAAAACUCCAUAAUUUUCUAGUGAUGUCAUUAUCAUUUGCAUUCAUGGGGAAAGGAAGUAACUAUCUCAAGUCCACAUGUGCAGUUUUACAAAAUAAGGUGGCUGUAUGGAUUUAUCUCUAGGUAAGCAGAGUGCACACAUCAUACAAAUCUGAACUGCUGUGAUCAGGACAGGUGGUUAAGCUGAACAUCAAGGACAUCUUGUUGCCAUGAGAGUUCUUAUACCCCUUAGCCAUGAUGCCAUCUUUUAUAGUUAAACAGUUCAUUUCUCACAUUCAAGAAGAAUAAGAUGACUUGCUCUUCCUAAUUUUCACCCAGUGAAGCAUUUACAGUCCAUUUCAAGCAGAAAAGUCCAGUAAGGCCAAAGAAAAAUUAUAGUGUUCCAGGUAUGGCUGUUGGAGUUUUUAGCCCAGAGUGACACUGCAAUCAAUCAGGAACCUUAACUGUUUUAUAAUGACAGCACAAUUGCCUUCAUAUGACUUUUCUUAAAUGCACAUACACUAUAUUUAAAAUUAAAAUAUAUGCGCCAAUUUACCAAAGAUACAUAGUUCUAAUUCUAAGCAAAAAAAGAACAAGGAACCCAAACAUAAUUUAAGAGAAAAUAAUAAAAAUGUAGUUAUCUUAAGAAUUUAGUGGUUAUACUGGAAAAUGCACUUCAAUUCUAAAAUUUCUGUUCAGAUGGUGCCACUGGAUUUUUAUAUGAAAGGAAAAAUGCCUGCUUUUUUCUUUUCUUUUUUUUUUUUUUAGGAGCUAUAAUUUCAUUUAACCCUUUGUCCUUUUCCUUAGUUGCCAUUUAACAUAUAAUGUUGGCUUUACUUGUCUCUAGAAAGAAGGCAUGCUACAGAAAUAGGGAGGAAUUAUUAAAAAAAAAAUCUGGCCUCUAUUUGUCUUAGCUGUUAAAUUGUUUUUAGUAUUUUUUGUUAAGUUUUUGCAAAGAGGAGCAUUUUCUACAGAGGAUAAUUAAUUUCAAGAAAAAUAUCUUGAGUUUUAAGAAACAUCUCCAGAAAAGGAGACAGUCAAUUUUAUAAAAUGUCGCAACUCUCCAACAUUUGGGGUAGUGACUCCUUUUUGUUAGGACAUUUGAAACUAGCAAGCAGCCAUUGUUUCUAAAGAAUUCAGCUUUCAUGUUGAGUCACAUUUCUUUGACUUCAUUCUGAAACAGAUAAAAUCAUUAAAACUGUAAAUAUUUUGUUGCUUGGGUAAGCAUCUUCUGGGAACUUUGUAUCUAUGGUAUAUAAUCAUAGAAUUUUAUAUUUUCAUAUAAAGCUAAUUUUUUUCUAGUUUCAACUCCAUCAUAGUUUUCUUGGUUUUUUGUUUCCUUUUUUUUUUUUUUGCUUUUUGUGGUGGGUAUGUGAAUUCAACUUUCCGUGUACUGAAAUAGCAAGAACCAUCUUUGCAUUCUGAAAGAAUCGAACGUGUGUUAUUUCUUUGAGUCAGUGAUUGUGACAGUUGGGCUUUCUUUUUAAUUCCACUGACCAUUUGUGCAAUAGGAGUUAGGCAUAAUUAGUCACUGAAUACAUUUGUCACAUUGACCCCUUUGGAAAAAGUAAUUUUUUUUAUUUGUUGGGGAGGGAAGGGUUUUGUAACCUGAAAUUUUUCCCUUUUUUCUUUUGUUUAAAACUAUAUCGAAUCAUUCUAUUAUAGUGUUAUUUAAUAUGUAAAUUGUAUUGCUAUACAUAAAAUAAAGUAUGGUUUUUGAUGUA
Molecule: messenger RNA, 8924 nt
Organism: Cavia porcellus (domestic guinea pig)
Lineage: Eukaryota; Metazoa; Chordata; Mammalia; Rodentia; Caviidae
Gene: Ptprg
Product: protein tyrosine phosphatase receptor type G
Exons: 30
Coding region: 427-4743 (1438 amino acids)
Biological process (GO): protein dephosphorylation
Molecular function (GO): protein binding; protein tyrosine phosphatase activity
Source: RefSeq, a predicted model, not a curated record